UUUGAACCCUGGAGCCAAGCCUUGGGGUUCCACACGUGGCAGGUAGUUGACAAAGCUUCAGGUUGAAUGGGAUUCGACAAAGACCGUCUACUUCUGUGUCUCGUGAUGUGGUUGGCAGCCUCGAUGGUUUCUUCUCUGUGGGGGGAUAUUAUCUUAUUAUGACUCCCCUGAAGAUGCGUGGAAGGGCUGCAAAGGAAGCAUCCAAAUGGCGGUCUGUGAAAUUCAAGUUCACUCCGCAGAUAACACCCGGAUGGAUCUGAUCCUCCCUGGGGAGCAGUACUUCUACCUGAAAGCCAGAAACGUGGCAGAGAGACAGCGGUGGCUGGUGGCCCUGGGCUCGGCAAAGGCUUGCCUCACGGACAGCAGGGCCCAGAAGGAGAAAGAGUUCACCGAAAACACGGAGACCUUGAAAACCAAGAUGUCGGAGCUCAGGCUGUACUGCGACCUCCUUGUGCAGCAGGUGAACAGAACUAAAGAAGCCACAGCGGCCGGCGUGGGGGACACGAAGGAGGGGAUCGAUGUGGGCACUCUGCUGAAGUCGACCUGCAACACCUUUCUGAAGACGCUGGAAGAAUGUAUGCAGAUCGCGAAUGCAGCCUUCACGUCGGAGCUGCUGUACCGGACCCCCCCGGGCUCCCCCCAGCUGGCGGUGCUCAAGCCCAGUAAGACAAAACUUCCCAUCAUACCGAUUCACAGCACUCUGGAAAGGCAGAUAGAAUUGAACAGCUGUGAAAAUGGAUCCUUAAAUACGGAAAUGAGCUAUUCCGAAGAAACCUUAAUUAAAAGCGAGAUCCCCUCAUGUGCGAAGCCCACCGAGAAGGGGAACUGCUUGUCAACUGAAGAAAGUGCAGAAGAUCUUUUAAUAGUCCAGAGUGAUGAAAUCAAGGAUGAUGGAGAAAGAGACAUAGAAACGCCUCCUGAGAGUGACGUGGAGCCCCCACGGGAGCAUCCCACGGGCAUGAAUCCUGUAAGUGAAUCUCCUGGGGCACAGCUGGAAGAGGAAAAGGAGGAGGUCCAGACUUUCUUCAGUGCCAUGAAUACCAGCUUUAGCGACAUUGAGCUCCUGGAAGACAGCGGCAUCCCCACUGAAGCGUUCCUGGAGUCAUGCUACGCCAUAGUUCCGGUUCUAGAUAAACUUGGCCCGACAGUCUUUGCUCCUGUUAAAAUGGACCUUGUUGGAAAUAUUAAGAAAGUUAAUCAGAAGUACAUCACCAACAAGGAAGAGUUCACCACCCUCCAGAAGAUCGUGCUGCAUGAAGUGAGUGCAAACGUGGCUCAGGUCAGGAACUCAGCCACGGAGGCCCUCUUGUGGCUAAAGAGAGGACUGAAGUUUUUGAAGGGUUUCUUGACGGAAGUGAAGAAUGGAGAAAAGGAUAUCCAGACGGCCCUGAACAACGCCUACGGCAAGACGUUGCGGCAGCACCACGGAUGGGUGGUUCGAGGCGUCUUUGCGCUAGCGCUAAGGGCAGCUCCAUCCUAUGAAGAUUUCGUGGCGGCGCUGACCAUCAGGCAAGGGGACCAUCACAAAGAGGCCUUCAGCCUCGGAAUGCAGAGGGACCUGAACCUUUACCUGCCAGCCAUGGAGAAGCAGCUGGACGUCCUGGACAGCCUGUAUGAAGCCCACGGGCUGGAGUCCGAUGAAGUGGUCUGACCGCCGUGGACCAGUGCCUCGUCACGACUUCAGGGAAUGACUCGGGAUCCGAUCUUGGCUUUCCAAGGCUCGCUUCCGUCAGCCUCCUCCUUCCUCCCCCUGCCUUCCCCUGGGACAGUGAGGGGGCCAGACGGAGCCUCUGCUCUUCUGGGUCAAAGCUCCCAGUUUCUGCACAUCUGUGUGUGUGAGGACCCAGGUGCUAUGUCCCGGUUCUGAGGGCCCGUCAGGCACCAGGUUGUCCAGGGGGCCCUGGUGUGUGCUCUGACCCCACACGCGGCCAGGGAGGUCGGGCCUCGCUCUCCUCUCAGAGGCCAAACUGGGCGUGAGUUCUUGGACAAGGAUUAAUGUCUGCAGGGGCCGUUUGGGCCUGUCGCAGACUUCAGCCGACAAUGUUUUUGAGAUGAUUGGAAACGGACGCUAAUCCCCCUAACCCAUCCCCCUUUGUUCUGUCCUCCUAUUUUACCUUCUCUGCUCUUCUUUCCUUUGGCUGCUGCCCAGAACAUCCUCCGCGUGUCUGGGGGUUGGCCCCCAGAGGACAGCCCCUUCCUCUCCAGAUCACCAACCCCACCUGGUCCUAUCACAGGGGAGGUCAGGAAGAGACGGGAAUAACCACGGCAGUCAUCACAGCUCACCUUCUUGUAGCGCUCUCCCACGACAGAGGGCUUCCCCAGCUUUCUCCUGGAGUAAUGUAGGUGCCAUGUCCAUUUACAGUGGAAGAAGCUGAGGCAGGUGGAGGCGAUGCUUAGAAUGCAUCUUCUAACUGGAGACCUGCUCUCUCAGGAUCAUUCCCUCGCAGGCGUGCUCCCCAAUUUCUGCGUUUCCCGUCUGGCUUGUGUGCAGGUGAGCAUCACAGAGGCAGCUUGGGGACAGUGACCUCGCAGCUACCAGGACAGACCUCCCAGGGAGACAUAAGCCUCCCCCGAGACACAUACACAGAGCCCUCCUUUUCUCCCAGAGCUUCCUGCAGAAGGACAUCAUCCCCCUCGGGGUGGGCGGGUGGGGAUUUCUAAGCAAACAAGUAUGAAUUCAGUUUAAAAGAACUCAGCUCCUGUUCCCAGUCAAGCACUGAAUGCCGAAGAGAAGCUGCGGGCUUUUUAGGGGAAGUAGAGACAGCAGGCACUAAGCCAUGUUGUGUUGGAGCCACGGACCCUGGGAGCAGCCCUGCCUGCACGUCCUUCCUGGGGAUAGGCAGAGAGGUCACAAGGCUGGCAGCGGACGCGGGGACGGAGGAGGAAUUUGGGCUUCCCAUCUGUGCCUUUCCCCACUGAGGGAGUCUCAGAUCUUGGCUUCUCCUUUUCUGAAGCUGGAAGCGUGUUUUAUUGAUAGAGAAAGAUGAAGGAGAGGAGGAUGAUUUCUGCGAGCAUCCUGACGUCAGCCCGUUCUCAUUCCGGAACAAAACUGUCCGUUCACGCUCUGCCGGUGCAUGGGGGGGCCACGCCUGAGGCUGGGCUUGGUCGCAGCUCAGGCUCUUCUGGGGCUGGGCUCUUUGGACUCUUUGUGUGUGCUGCCUUCGAGCACCGGGCUCUGUUCUCUGUCCAAGUGGAGGGGGCUUGAUGUGAGCACUGAAGACCAGGAAUUGAGGCUGCCGGGGGCUUCAGUAGUCAUAUCCCUUUGCUGAGUCUCAUUUCUGUUCUCUAUAAAAUGAGGGAAAUAGACCCACCCA
This is a messenger RNA of Vombatus ursinus (common wombat), 3314 nucleotides long. RefSeq names its product pleckstrin homology domain-containing family A member 8-like. The transcript is spliced from 14 exons. The coding region runs from base 206 to 1651 and encodes 481 amino acids. Gene Ontology annotation, molecular function: ceramide 1-phosphate binding; ceramide 1-phosphate transfer activity. Gene Ontology annotation, biological process: intermembrane lipid transfer; ceramide transport. Lineage: Eukaryota; Metazoa; Chordata; Mammalia; Diprotodontia; Vombatidae. Gene Ontology annotation, cellular component: membrane; cytosol; cytoplasm. The record is from RefSeq and is a predicted model, not a curated record.